AUGUCUCGAUAGAGUACUCAAUCCAUGUGGCAUCGACCUGAAAACACGAGCGCGUUUGUUUACAAACAACGAAAAGGCACGGGUUGCUGACGAUUUUUAGUUUUUUGUCUUAUUUUGGUAUUUUGUUAUUACAGAAAGGUUUUGGCUGCAAGUUUUAUGAGAAACGAGUCGCGAGUUUUAGAAGCACGCAUAAAAAAAGUGAUUGUUUAGACGCGAAUGUUGAGCAAGUCCAAAACGAUUUCUGAAAAGAACCGUAAACAUGAAGGUCUGUCAGAGGAAGCACAACCUAAAACGAGAAAAAGUUAUGGUAUAGAGAUGAACCGUAGAAUGCCUCCGCAAAGACAUGCAAGAACACGUACGGACCUUGCAGGCAUGCGGAAGGAUAUGGAAGGAGAGUGUUCUGAGAGAAAACCUAGCCGACGCUGGCCGUCAACAUUUGAGUCGAUUCGAGAUGUCUCUAGACAGGUUUCUAGGAGAAUAGUUUCCUCACUAAAGUCCCCAUCAAGUAUAUUUGCUACUGAGAAGGAUGGUUCAGUCGAAAAGACAACUGUUAAUGAAGCUAAAGAGUGCAAAAAACUCGAUGAUAGAACGGAGAAAUCCGGUGCUCGUCAUCGGAGGUUCGAUUCUCUUUCAAUGAAGGCUUACCAAUGGAAAUCGAAAGCCAAAUCGAAAGGUUCCAUAGCAGCUACUUCUGAAACUUCUACAGUACAUACACCAAUCGUCUCUGAAUCAUUAUCUGCCUCAAAGAAUACUCGCUCUUCUCCUAUUAUACCAUGCGAAUCCGCUCCAAAGAUGUCUGAAGACAUGAAGGACAGCGUCAAGGAUAAGGGCAAGUUCGAAGAUGAAUUCCAACUUGCAAAACUCAACAUACCUUUUAGAAAAGAGGAAGAUUCACCAACCGAUACUGACUGGGAACAGCUCUCCCUUUCGGGGGAUACAUUGAACGGUAACACUGAAAAUAAAAGUCCAGAUUUACUCCGAUUUGCAGAUUCUUCGACAAACGACUGGGAUGAGGAUUUCCAAGUUGAUUCUAGCUUCGCCUUAAAUAUACCUGAGAGCGUCAAUAAAACAGGUGUGGCAGUACAAGAACAGUUAUCAAGCAUCAAAAAUUUCAAACAAGAUAUGCAAGACCUAGAACUCUUGUUUCAGACCGCAAAGAGUCAUCCUAGAUUUUCUUCCAUGGAUCCAUCGCUUUUACAAGAUACAGAAGCCAUCAUUACCCUAGCGGAUCCUUUACAGUCUCAUCACGACUCGGACAUUUCGCUUUCUGCCGACAAGACAACUCAAACGUUAUUUUCCAAACUGAAUAUCCCCAUAGAAAAUGCAUGCUCCAUUGAGCUUGAUGCUUCUAUUUUGCCGAAACUGAUUCAGCAUGUGAGAUAUUUGCAGUCUCAAUUUCAGUCUCUUUUAAUGCAUUCUUAGGUCUUGACGCCCUUUCCUCCUUUGGUAAAUACGUUGUUCCCUACAUUAUCUAUGCUAAAAAGUGGUACUUGCCUGUAUUUCCUUUCCAAACUCUUAUUUUCCUUAAUGAUUUCUAAGGUCGUGAAAUUGCAUUUCCUGACUUUCCUUCUUUGACGAAACCUCUAACGUAUCCUUUUUAUUCUAUGUAUAACCUUACCUCUUUUAGGGAUAAAAUGGAUUUUUUUCUUGGUUUCUUGUAUAGUACUUAUUGUAAUAUGUCAAUCAAUAAACACUCGUUUGAACAUCUGAAUAAAUUCAUUUUCUCUUUUGUUCAAGAC
Messenger RNA from Schizosaccharomyces cryophilus OY26, 1739 nucleotides. Its product is annotated as ethanol-hypersensitive mutant protein. NCBI's taxonomy places the organism in Eukaryota, Fungi, Ascomycota, Schizosaccharomycetes, Schizosaccharomycetales, Schizosaccharomycetaceae. The coding region runs from base 217 to 1422 and encodes 401 amino acids. The record is from RefSeq and is a predicted model, not a curated record. Gene Ontology annotation, molecular function: GTPase activator activity. The transcript is spliced from 2 exons. Gene Ontology annotation, biological process: regulation of mitotic cytokinesis.